GGCUGAUCCGGGCCUGGCUGCCGGGGCGAAAGCGGGGAUUUGACCAGUGAUUGCUGCAACUCGGACGUGAAUGUUGAACCUGCUGUGUUUUGGGUUUGUGGUUGGAAACUCGUGGCACCACGUUGGCCACGCCUUACCAGCCAUGAGCCUGCCGCCCAAUGGCAGCCAGCAGUCACCGUAUCACCACAGACCCCCAUCAGACAGUCCAUCCUCAUCACAGCAACAGCAUUACACUGCACCUUCUAGUCGGCGCCAAAAGGUUUGCGGCGCAUGCGGAGACCGAGCCAAAAGUUACCACUUUGGUGGAAUAUCGUGCGACAGCUGUAAGGCCUUCUUCAGACGAUCCGUCCAAAAUGAAGCAUACAAGAACUUCCACUGUCCAUACGAAGGCAAAUGUGAGAUCACCAUUACGUCCAGGAAAUGCUGCCAGUACUGCAGAUUUAAGAAAUGUCUUUCUAUUGGAAUGGAAACCGGCUGGGUGAUGACGGAAGAAGAAAGACUACAGUUGGUGAAAAACCGAAUGGAAAGAAAGCAAAGGCAAGGAACCACAGAAUCCACACAUCCAACUCAAGAAUGCUGUAAAAAGCCUUACAGGACAACAUCAGCGUCGGAAUAUGAACCGGACAUUCAAGAUCUUCCUAAAUACUUGGAAAAAGAUGAAAUGCAACUAAUCGAACGACUCGUCAACGCCUACGAAGUUAGUUACCAUGAAGUGCCCUUCAGUGAUAAUCUUAAAAAACCUUCUUCUACUUCUGGAAGAACUAGAACCGAAAUACUGGAUAUGUUUUUUACAGUAGUGAAACAGUUUACUGAUUUCUCGCAGAGGUUGGAUACUUUCAGAAUGAUUCCUCAGCACGAUCAAGAAAUCUUGCUCAGGACCGGUGUCCUUGAGUUGUGUUUCAUAAGAGGUGCUUUCGUAUACGAUGAAAAACUAUCAAGAUGGCCUCAUACUGGAAAGCCAAUGUACAGAGACUCUCCAACUCUAGAGGCUGAAGACGUCAAAAAGCUGGUUUCUUUUGAGCUGUUUAAUAAACACAUGGAGUUCAUCCGAAGUGUGAAGGAGUUGCAUCCAGAUGAAGCAACGACUAUGCUUUUGUUGGUGAUUGUUUUGCUUUCUCCCGACAGACCUGGACUAGAGAAUGAAGUCCAGGUUGCAGAGGAACAAGAAAAGUUUUACAUCUUGAUGAAGAAGUACAUGAAUUGGCGAUAUGGUGAAGAAAAUACAUUGGUGUUGUAUCCUAAACUGCUAUUAAGGCUUCCUGACCUGAGGGAGCUUAAUGACUAUCACACAGAUUACAAUUUACGUCUAGGAUCAGAAGAAAUCCAACAAAUUCAGCAGAAACUGUCAUCCCUCCAAAUAGAUUCUUGCUUCCAGAAAUCAGAUAUACCUGUAAGCACUAGCGGAAGUUCUUCUGUGAGGGUUACUACUUUGCCAAGCCCUAGUGUACCAGUUCCUAGUACAACAAUAGGGCUAGAUGUCGGAUCUCGUACUCCUUGGAACUUGAGGAGGGAUGUGCUAAGAGCUCCUUCUUCUCCUUUCUCACAAGAAGAAGAAUCAAGCUCUAGUGAAAGCUCUGACCGGAUGCUGCCAUUUAGAAAUUAG
This is a messenger RNA of Uloborus diversus, 1603 nucleotides long. RefSeq names its product thyroid hormone receptor beta-A-like. Lineage: Eukaryota; Metazoa; Arthropoda; Arachnida; Araneae; Uloboridae. Bases 71 to 1603 code for a protein of 510 amino acids. Gene Ontology annotation, molecular function: nuclear receptor activity; zinc ion binding; RNA polymerase II cis-regulatory region sequence-specific DNA binding. The transcript is spliced from 3 exons. Gene Ontology annotation, biological process: negative regulation of transcription by RNA polymerase II; positive regulation of transcription by RNA polymerase II; cell differentiation. The record is from RefSeq and is a predicted model, not a curated record.